GAGAGAGUUAAUUAGAGUGAGUAAGCCACAGUAUCUGGGUACAUCUUUCUUUUUAGCAUGUCAACAUCAAGUCCUUUCCGUGUCGCUUCCAAAAUCGUAACUGCGGGAUGCCUGUGUUUGCCACUAUUCCAGCGAGUGCUCUCGGAUCUAUCCUGUGAAGAAAAUGAAAUGUGUGUAAAUUAUGACGAGCGAUAUCCUGAUGGCUGGUAUAUCUGGUUCUUCUUGCUGAUUUUCUUAGUGGUUCUCCUUUGUGGAGUAGUGCUUUUCUGUCUUCAGUGCUGGCUGAAAAGGUGCGGAAUCAAUCCUCCCAGACGCACCAUGGCUGUUUUUGCUGUUGGAGACUUGGAUCCUGUUUAUGGUGCAGAAAUGGCUGGAAGUCCAACAUCUGGAAUCUGCCAUCCUACUCAAAACACUGAACUGUGCUCUGCUCCCUGCUUUGGUGCUUUAGGUCCUCCACCGCCAUAUGAAGAAAUUCUAAAAGCAAACUGAUUUUAUCCAGAUGCAGCAGCUAUAUUUGUAUAUACAGUGAAUUUUAGGCACAAUUCUUUGGCUUAGUUGAAAUUCCUGGAGACCUGCUGUAGAAACAAGCAGACAAAAGAGUGGAGGGGAUGGCAGGAAGAAACACUGGCCCUAGUGAUGUUUUAGUGAGCGAGCAGUCUCUGGAGCAUUGCUUUGUUACACUUUUAGACUAGAUAACUUGGCAUUUUAGUUCUUAAGGAGGCAGAAAUAGGUGCAAACACUUGCAUUAGUUUGACCUCCCACUGUCUUCCACAUGAUAUUUGAUGCCCUGACAUCUCCAUCUUCAUUCAGCCUCUACUAGAGAGUCAGUGUAAAAUAAAUAAUUUAACAGUGGCUCACACAUAGAUUUGGGUGUGGCUAGAGGGAGAAUAUUUGAGUUGAAUUUGAAAUGAAAGAAGAGGAAGAAAAUCCUAUUUGAAAUUGAUGGAGGAAAAUAAAUGAAAAGGAAGAGGAAAGAUCACAAGACUCAAUACGAGAACUUUUAUUCCCCACUGGAGCAGAGAGAAAGUGCACCAGGAAGCAGAAGAUGCCAAAGAUAUAAACUGUAGGUAAUGAUGCUGUGUGGAGAGUGGGGGAAGGGUCUCAUUGUCCUUGUGGAAUGUGAUCUCUAGAGCCUAGUCUUUCCCAGGUUCCUCAGGAUUUGCAUUUAUUGAAACAACAUAAGAAGAAAUUCUGUUUUAGAUGCUGCUUAACCAAGGCAAGGACAACAUUUAAUUGGGGCUGGAUUACAGGUUCAAAGGUUCAAACAAUUAUCAUCAAGGCAGGAAUGUAGAAUGACCAGGCAGGCAUGGUACAGGAGCUAAGACUUCUACAUCUUCAUCUGAAGGCUACUUUCAGAAUUGGCUUCCAGGCAGCUAGGAAGCCCAUACCUACAGUGACACACCUAAUCCAACAAGACCACACCUACUUCAACAUGGCCACACCUUCUAUUAGUGCCACUCCUUGGUCUGAGCACAGAUAACCCAUAACAGAUGCCCUUUUUCAGCUUGAAGUCUCUGACAGAAGUAGCAAUGAGAGAU
Mus musculus (house mouse) is the source of this 1538-nucleotide messenger RNA. It is a transcript of the gene Tmem207, whose product is annotated as transmembrane protein 207. The record is from RefSeq and is marked provisional. Bases 58 to 489 code for a protein of 143 amino acids. Gene Ontology annotation, cellular component: early endosome membrane. Lineage: Eukaryota; Metazoa; Chordata; Mammalia; Rodentia; Muridae. The transcript has 5 exons.